AUGGCAAUCUCAAACCCAAAGCCUCAAAUAAUCCCCAUGUGUGUUCUCGUGAUCUUCGUCUCCUUCCUCAUGCUGGCUCACAAUGUGAAUUCAGCUUCCUUCAAGUUCGACAAUUUCUCACCUUCCACACGCAAUGACAUCACCUUCCAAGGCGAUUGCUUCACAUCAAACAACGCUCUGCAACUCACAAGUGCUCUUCCCAAUAGAGCCGGAAGGGCCUCGUACUCAGCGCCAGUGCAGAUUUGGGAUGCCAAAACAGGGAAGCUAGCUUGGUUCACCACUACCUUCUCCUUCGUCUUGGGACCUACAAGCUCAGGACUGUUCGGUGAUGGAUUUUCCUUCUUCUUAGCUCCGUUCACAUCCACCAUUCCACAGAACUCAUAUGGUGGAUAUCUCGGACUCUUCAGUGCUGAAACUGCCCUGAACUCCUUCAAGAAUCAGAUUGUUGCCGUUGAAUUUGACACUUUCGGGAACUCGUGGGACCCAGCAUUUCAGCAUAUUGGGAUUGACAUAAACUCUAUAGCUUCAGUGUCAACCGUGGCACUGCCUAGUGUUAAUGUCCAGAGUGGAUUAAUUGCGUUUGCUGUGAACUAUGAGCCAAACCAGAAGAAUCUGAGUGUGAUUCUGACUCACCCUCAGAGCAGAGUGAACGUGACAACCACAAGUCUCUCGUUUACGAUUGACUUGAGGACCAUUCUACCGGAAUGGGUUAGAGUUGGGUUCUCUGCCUCCACGGGACAGGUUGUGGAACUACACAAGAUUCUUACGUGGAGUUUCAGUUCCAGCUUCAACUAG
Messenger RNA from Prosopis cineraria, 795 nucleotides. Its product is annotated as lectin 7-like. The record is from RefSeq and is a predicted model, not a curated record. Lineage: Eukaryota; Viridiplantae; Streptophyta; Magnoliopsida; Fabales; Fabaceae. Gene Ontology annotation, molecular function: carbohydrate binding.